CCCUCCGCCCCCUUGUUUUAGAGGGCGCCCGCUCCCUCCGUCCCUCCCUCCCUCCGUGUCCUUCACUCCUUCCCUUCCUAUCAGCUUCGAGGCUGCCGAGCCCACAGCGAAUAAGAGCGGAGCAGAGGCGGAGCUUGUUUUCGGGCGGGAAAAUGGCGGCCGUUGCUGCCACUGUGCUUUAUGAGCGGUUGAAGGAACUGGGCUGCCCUGCACUAGAUGGUGUCUACCUGUCAGAGGGUAAAGACAUACAGAAGUUGCUUUGUACCCCCUCUCCUCAUCGCCUGGACAUAGUGGAAUGGAUUUGCAUCAGUGUGUAUCCAGCCCUCCGAGAGCAGUUCUCAUCUCUCAAGGAAUCUCAGUCAGAUUUAAAGAUAGAAGGAAUGGCGAAGCUGGGAUAUGACUUGAUGCUGUGUCAAGCUGAUGACCUGGAUCUCAUCAAGGGAAAGGUCUGUGCCCAGAAGCAGCUUCACUUCCUGGAACAGCUACUUGUUGUGAUUCCUCCUCAGGGGAACUUCACAGUAUCCAACUCUAUAUCGGACUCCAGCACGUUUUCCAGCACAGAGGAAUCUUUCCAAGAGAUAGCCAAGAAGAAUGAAGAGUUCGUCAAGCAGGUUUUCUCCAGCUCUAAUCUGCAGGCUGUUUUGAACCCAGAGUCCCAUCCCUGGAGCUCAGACAUCAAGGCCCUCCUGUUGAAUGAAGAAGUACAGCAGAAAAGGUCCCUUCUGUCAGUGACUUCCCACGAGGAAACCCUGCUAGAGGCACUGAAGGAGCUGGAAGAGAUGGUGGCAGCCCUGCAAGAACUAAGAACAGAGUGUCCCUUCCUACAGGGGGACCUGGCUAAUGCAGAUGCAUCCUGUGACAAUGCCACAGCUCUGCAGACCCUCAAGCUGAUUGCUUCUGAUUUCAACCAGCUGCUUGUGGCCUUCAACCAGGUGUAUGAGAGUGAGUUGCAGAAGCAUUGCGAGCACCCGGCGCCUGUGCUGAGCUGUUGUGACCCCCUUUUCCAAGCAGUCCACCUUAGCCUGCUGCUAUGUGUGCAGGAGCUGCAAGGUCUGACCCAGGUUACAAAAACUUCAGAGUGCAUUGUGAAGACAGUGAAACGGCAGCAUGGGGAGAAGGGGGUUUGGAGUGGCAGUACCAGAGCCACACUACCUUCCAAACUUAAAGAGUUGCAACAAAAAUAUGAGGCCAUCCAUGCUGCGCUCAAGGACUGCCAACAAUCCUGAGCUCUAGUGGACUGCACAUUGUAGGUUAUUUUGGGAAGAAGGAAAAGACUCCCAUCUUUCACAUGGAAGGCACUGCAUGCAGAUGGGGGAGCGUGGAAAACAUUGCCUGUUGUAUUCUAAAGUGUAAAUAUAUUUUUCUGUUAUUUUUUUCUGACAGGUUAAAAUUAAAGAGCAUUCUGUUUGUA
Molecule: messenger RNA, 1411 nt
Organism: Rhineura floridana
Lineage: Eukaryota; Metazoa; Chordata; Lepidosauria; Squamata; Rhineuridae
Gene: HAUS7
Product: HAUS augmin like complex subunit 7
Exons: 10
Coding region: 153-1226 (357 amino acids)
Biological process (GO): centrosome cycle; spindle assembly
Cellular component (GO): HAUS complex
Molecular function (GO): microtubule minus-end binding
Source: RefSeq, a predicted model, not a curated record